GUACAUCAAAGAAAUGGUUGGAGGCAGUACAAGCUUCAGCAUGCUAUACGAGGCUAUCCUGCAUGUGCUGACCUGUGGGAGGCUCUAGGUCUGUCAUAUCAACGUCUGGGCAUGUUUACAGCAGCGAUAAAGUCAUAUGGUCGGGCGAUUGAAUUGGAGGACUCAAAAGUAUUUUCACUGAUUGAAAGUGGGAACAUUCUUCUAAUGCUAGGAUCUUUCCGGAAAGGAAUCGAGCAGUUUCGUAGUGCUUUGAAAAUAGCCCCGCAGAAUGCAUCUGCACACUUUGGACUUGCAUCAGGUCUUCUUGGAUUGUCAAAAGAAUGUGCAAGUUCUGGAGCAUUUGGUUGGGGAGCUUCUCUCUUGGAGGAAGCAUCAGAGGUUGUGAAAGCUGGAACACAUCUAUGUGGAAAUGUUUAUUCUGCUUGGAAGUUGCAUGGGGACAUCCAGAGUGCAUAUGCAAAAUGCUUUCCAUGGGAUGAUAAAAGGACCUGUGAUGAAAUUAAUGAGGGUAGUUUCAAGAUUUCCAUCAAUAACUGGAAGAAGACAUGCCUUUUCGCUGCAAAUGAUGCUAAGCGCUCAUAUCAGCGAGCUUUACACUUGGCACCGUGGCAUGCAAACAUCUAUACCGAUGUUGCUAUCACCUUGGAUCUUAUAGAUUCUUCAGAGGAGAAAGAGACGCCAGAAACUGAUGUUUGGCAGAUACCAGAGAGGAUGUCCAUGGGAAGCUUACUGCUUGAAGGAGUGAACUGUGAGUCAUGGGUCAUAUUGAGUUGCUUGUCCAAAGAUCCUGCAUUGAAACAACAUGCUUUGAUUAGGGGCUUGCAGCUGGAUGCAUCUCUAUCUAUCGCAUGGGCAUAUCUUGGCAAGAUGUACAGAAAUUUAGGUGAAAGGCAGUUGGCUGGGCAAGCAUUUGAUCGUGCUAGAAGCAUAGAUCCCUCACUAGCAUUACCUUGGGCCGGAAUGUCAGCAGAUUUUCAUGAAGGGACAUUGUCAACAAGUGAGGCCUAUGAAAGCUGCCUGAGGGCCGCACAGAUACUUCCUGUGGCUGAAUUCCAAAUGGGCCUCGGAAAGCUGGCUGUUCUUUCUGGUCACCUACUAUCUCCACAGGUAUUUGGAGCCAUAAGACAGGCUGUUCAGCGUGCACCUUGUUGUCCAGAGUCGCAUAAUCUAAAUGGUCUGGUAUGUGAGGCACGUUCAGAUUAUCAGUCUGCAAUAGCUGCGUAUCGGCUGGCACAAUGUGCUUUAAAAAUUGGUUGCUACUCCAAGGACGUUCUCAGGUGUCAUCAAGCAGAUGUUUCAAUCAAUCUUGCCAGAGCACUUUGCCAGGCAGAUUAUGCAAUGGACGCUGCACGUGAGUGUGAGCAUUUGGAGAAAGAUGAUCUGCUUGAUAGCAGUGCCUUGCAAAUAUAUGCUGUUGCAUUGUGGAAACUUGGAAAUAGAGACUUGGCUUUCACUUUGGCAAAAAAAAUGGCCAAGAUUGUGUCCACCAUGAAGCCGAGAUGUGCAGUUGCUGCUCUAGGAUUGGUAUGCUCAUUAGUAUACUGUAUUUCAGGACUGAAUCCUUCAGCAACAUUUCUUCAAAAGAUUCCGACAGAAUUUUUACAUAGCACAAAAAUGAGUUUCAUAGUUGCCACGAUCAAUGCUUUGGAUCAAAGCAGUCGGCUUGAAAUGCUUCUCCAAAGUAGUCUUCAAACUUUUGCUUCUCACGAGUCUGUCGCUGAAUUACAUUCCAUAAUUUGUAUGAGUAAAAUUCAGAUGGGUCAUGGAUCAGAACAAAACCUUGAAAUUCACAGGGGAGUAGACUACCUGAAGAAAGUCCUUCACAUGUAUCCUGACAGCAACUUAAUAAGAAACUACCUCAGUUCUCUUUUAUUGUCUACUGGAGAUUGGAUGGCUUCUCACAAAGCAACUGAAUGCACUGUUAUACCCUCUGGUUACCCUGUAAAGACGGGUUUAAAAUCACCAUUCGAGAUUAAUGGGAUUGCAGGAGUUGCUUGCUAUUCUAGUUGUGUCACCAGUCCAAAGUUGUCAUUUCCAACUUGCAAAGAUCAGCUUAUGUUUGGUUCUUUACGAGUGCAUCAGUUGCAGAAAUGGUUGCAUCAGGAACCAUGGAGUGGUGAAGCGCAUUACCUACUUCUAUUAAAUGUUCUACAGAAGGCCCGUGAAGAGAAGUUUCCUCAAAACUUAUGUGUUACUUUAAAGCGUUUGGUGUCUGUUGCUAUUUCCAGAGACACAUGUAAUGAUAAUGACCUAUGCAAACACUUAAAGUUUCUUACUCUACUAAGUGCUUCAGAACUAAGUUUGCAAUGUGGAGACUAUCUUGGUUGCGGGAGCCUUGCUGAUAAUGCAUUAGAAGUUCUACCUCCUCACGGUGAUCCUUUCUUUGCUCACUUGCAACUCUGUCGUGCCUAUGUAGCUCAAGGGGAUAUGGAAAAAGUUAAGGAUGAGUAUUUGAAUUGCUUGCGUGUUAAGACAGCUCAUCCGAUUGGUUGGAUUAUCCUAAAAUAUUUUGAAUCUAAGUUCAAGCUGCAGAAAGAUUCUAACAUGAUUGAUAUUAAUUUUCGAAGUAAUUUAUAUGGAAGUCAAUGCUCCCGGAAUAUGUGGACAGCUAUCUUCAAUUUGGUUUCUGGCCAGUCCUAUAUAUGGGAUCAGGACUUUCAUAGUGCGGAAAAAGCUUUAGCGCUUGCGUGUUCGUUCAGAGAUGUGGACAGUUGCCUUUUACUCUGUCAUGGUGCAAUUUGUAUGGAGCUUGCUAGGCAGCGGGCAGGUUCUGAGUUUUUACAGCAUGCGGUAACCAGCCUUAAAAAGGCUCAGGAGACUUCACCUUUUCCUUUGCCUAUUGUUUCGGCAUUAUUGGCUCAAGCAGAGGCAAGCUUAGGUGCAAGAGCCAAGUGGGAGAAGAACCUCCGUUUUGAAUGGUUCUCUUGGCCGCCUGAAAUGAGGCCUGCUGAACUGUAUUUCCAAAUGCACUUGCUUUCCAAUUCUGGGCCUAAGCAACAGCACAACAUAGAACUAUCUCAGAGCCCUCGGACAUGGAUUCUUAGGGCCAUUCAUUUGAAUCCGUCAUGUUCAAGGUACUGGAAGGUCUUAGAGAAGAUUGAAUCCUAAGCAGGCUCACUGAUGAAACGAGCUGACUUUGACCUGCAUACUUACCCUAUUGACUGCAAUUGUUUCUACAGUUUUUAGAUUUAUAUCAGACUAUCACCCGAGCUUGUUUGGACACUCGUUCAAGGUGUAACAGAAUGAAGGUGUUCUCUAGUGUCUUUCUUGUAGUAGAUUCGGUGUGUUCUUAUAGAAUAUGUAGCUGUACACUAAUCUGAUUGAGACCAUCGUUCAAUUCAAAACUGUUUAAGAUUUUAAUCGGCAGGAGUCUGAAUCAAUGUUUUUUUUUU
Molecule: messenger RNA, 3392 nt
Organism: Asparagus officinalis (garden asparagus)
Lineage: Eukaryota; Viridiplantae; Streptophyta; Magnoliopsida; Asparagales; Asparagaceae
Product: tetratricopeptide repeat protein SKI3-like
Cellular component (GO): Ski complex
Molecular function (GO): protein binding
Source: RefSeq, a predicted model, not a curated record